AUGGCGAGCUCUGUAUUGAACAAUGUCUUUAAUGUGUUUUGCAGAGACUCUUCUGCGUAUUUUGCAACGAUUGGAUUUGUUACAGCUUCAUAUAUAGCAUUUAAAGCAGCUUUUAAUGUAAUCAAAAUCUUGAAAUUCCUUGUUUUUGCUGGAUCUACAAACUUCAAGAAACUAGGAUCAUGGGCAGUUGUCACAGGUUCAACAGAUGGUAUUGGAAAAGCUUAUGCAAAAGAGCUAGCUAAAAGGGGAGUAAAUAUUGUUUUAAUAAGUCGCUCAGAAGCAAAACUUCAGGAGGUUGCCAAUGAAAUAGAAAAAGAGAGCAAAGUUCAAACUAGAAUUAUUGUGGCUGACUUCAGUAAAGGUCUGGAGUUGUAUGAUUCAAUUAGGGACCAGCUAGCCGGCCUGGAGAUCGGAACGCUAGUUAACAAUGUAGGGAUGCAUUAUCCAUUCCCAAACUACUUUUUGGAUGUAACUGAUAGAGAAGAGCUUUUUAUGAAAUUGAUCAACGUAAAUGUAACAGCUGUGACCAUGAUGACCAGCAUUGUGAUGCCUGCAAUGGUGGAGAGAAAGAAAGGCGCUGUCAUAAACAUCUCCUCCAUUGGAGGCUUGCACCCCAUGCCUCUCAUAACGGUAUAUUCCGCCUGUAAGGCUUAUGUGACAUUUUUCUCCCGGUGUAUACAAUCUGAAUAUGAAUCGAAGGGAAUUAUUUGUCAGUGUGUAGUGCCACAUUUUGUUGUAACAAAUAUGACCAUGCCAUUUCUUGUUACAACAAAGAGGUCAGAGAAAAGGAUACCUUCCUUAUUUAGACCAAGUCCCACCACCUAUGCUAAAGCUGCCUUGGAUUCCGUUGGGGUAUCAGAUUUUACCAAUGGCUACUGGGCACAUAGUGUUCAGGCUGCAGCCGUGGGCAUGUUACCAGAAGGAGUCAUAAAAAUGAUGUCAGUGGGCUUUAUGGAAAAAACCAGAAAAGCAAAUUUAGAAAAUAUGUCUAAGAAAAAGGAAUAAUGUUGAUCAAGUCAAUUCAGAAGCAAAUAUGUAUUGCUCAGUUUUAAAAGACAAUGUAAGAAAGCUUCAUUCAGUUGUUAAAAUCAAAGCUCAAAGACAGUAUUUAUUUCAAAGAAUAUACACGUAUUGAGUAUUCAUAAAUGAAUAAUUAAUAUACACUCAAUAAAUUAAGGGUCAU
This is a messenger RNA of Saccostrea echinata, 1183 nucleotides long. Its product is annotated as very-long-chain 3-oxoacyl-CoA reductase-like. The coding region runs from base 1 to 1005 and encodes 334 amino acids. NCBI's taxonomy places the organism in Eukaryota, Metazoa, Mollusca, Bivalvia, Ostreida, Ostreidae. Gene Ontology annotation, molecular function: oxidoreductase activity. Gene Ontology annotation, cellular component: endoplasmic reticulum. The record is from RefSeq and is a predicted model, not a curated record. The transcript is spliced from 10 exons.